This is a messenger RNA of Iphiclides podalirius (scarce swallowtail), 363 nucleotides long. Lineage: Eukaryota; Metazoa; Arthropoda; Insecta; Lepidoptera; Papilionidae. The record is from the annotation of a GenBank genome assembly.
AUGUUCACAAUCCUUGGUGGUUACAGAUUUGGCACGGCCAUAGCUCUCACGAUAAUCGUCAGUUGUAUUAUGCUGACGACGGUAGGAAUGCUGGCGCUUGGCAUUGGCCUCGGCUACAAUUAUUGCUUCGUGGACUUCAAAGUGAAGAGGCUUUUCGAUGAUAACAAAAAUCCGAGGAGGUUCCUAGUGCGAAAAAAGAAAGACGCCGGAAACGAGACAGAUGCUGUGGAAGAAUUUGAAGAUGGAGAAUUCAACAUUAGGCCUACAAUGAUAGUUCCUUUAAAAAGCAAUAUAAGCUUCUCGCUACUGAUAUCGCGAAUAAGAGAUUUAAACAAAAACGUCACUUUAGAAUUGAUCGCAUCA